Molecule: messenger RNA, 219 nt
Organism: Rhizophagus irregularis DAOM 181602=DAOM 197198
Lineage: Eukaryota; Fungi; Glomeromycota; Glomeromycetes; Glomerales; Glomeraceae
Source: RefSeq, a predicted model, not a curated record
AAUAUACAGUUUUCUGUGUCACUACUUUUUAAUAAUUAUAUAAGAAGAAAUUGGAUGCAGAAAGAAAAUUCAAACUUAAUAUUAUUGAGGAUUUCCAAAAUAAGAAUAGCAAUUAAAGAAAAUUUAGUUAAUAUUUUGAUAUUUGUACUAUCAAAUAUACAACUUCAACUAAGUGAAGUUGUAUCUUUAUUAAUUGCUGAAAAUGAUUUUUCUGAUUAA